UACUUUGGACAUUUAGCAGAGAAGAAGAGUCAUAUCUAAAUGUCGGGCACCAAGCGCCCAGCAGGAAAGGAUUUCGAUCCCCCAGCUCUCCCCACGAAGCAGCUUCGGGUCGAACCACCGCUGAGCCAGCAGCCGACAGCUCAGACUCCUCCCACUGGCCCCGCCCCUUCUCCAGGGACCCAGCAGUUUGUGUUGCCGGGGAGACACCCUCUGGACACCUCUCGGAGACUCUCUCAGGGAGCCAGGCUCAUAGGGAUUCCUGGAAUCCUCCCUAAUGUCUCACGGCAGCCUCCACCUCAUCUUCAACCUGCUUCAACUUUUAGUUUCCCCUCUCCUGCCUCCUCUCUCUCCCCUCUCGGGCUCCCGGUUCACCCGCCUAUACCUGCCGGGGGCCUCGUUGGAAUCUCCCCCAAUCCUGUGACGGGGUUACCCCAUAUCCGUUCCCCCCACAUCCCUCCGUUCCCUCCGAUGGGACACAUCCCUCACUCGCAGGCUCCGCCCACCGGCAUGGUUGCCUUGGAAACCUCUUACAUCCCGCCGGAGCACCACGCUGUGACUACAGCUCAGUUAGCGCUAAUCAGACCGGGAUCCCCUGCAGCGGUGCCGUCCCUCGGACUCCCUCGUCCGCUAAUAGCUGGAAGCCCCCUGACUCCGCCACCCCCCUACCCAAUCGCCCCCCUCCCUCACAAUGUGGGCGGGGCCACUGGAGAGGAAUUCAUGUGUGCCUCACCCUCGCAGUUUCUUCGCUCCCCUACCUCCAUCGCGUCUUCUUCCCUCCCCUCCUCCAUUGAAUCUCCCCUGCCUUCCAGACAGACCACUGCUUCAUCUGACAAAACCUGCGAUACUACCACCGCCCCUGCUCUGCAAAAGGAGAAACGCUCGUCUGUGGCUCCGCCCCUUCAUCAUGGUCAAACCCGGGUGGGUUCAAAGCGAGACCACCACUCAGUCAAGACGAGGCUGUUGAAACACCAGCGGUCCCGGUCGGCUGGGCUGAAACUCCGCUACGAGAUACAACUAAAAGAGCUAUUCUUUCUCGAGGGAGAUGGUAACAUGAUGGACUUUCUGCAGUGGAAGAAAAAGCCAAACAUCCUCCGCGAGCAGUACCUCAAGCAGCAUGACAUUGACGGAGAGACCACUGCUGUUUUUGGACAGCUCUCCCAUAAUGUCCCUCUGCCCCUGUUGUCCGACGUAAAAACGAGUCAGGCCAGAUUGGACUCGGAGCACCCGCUCCCUCCCGAAAUCUCCGAGACUGAGACCUCGGGCACACACCGUCGAUCUAGCAAGACAAUAGGAGCCGGAGGCAGCAGCGGUCGGAGUCACUCUAGACACGAUUCCUCGUCCUCGACUCGGAUCCAAAUCCCUCUCUCGACGGUGUCUCCCAGUCUCCAGGUGGUCUCCCCGCUCCCUCCUGCCCCUCUCGCCUCCACACCCAAACCUCCUUCUCUUCCUCCCUCCACUCCUUCCUCUCCCCUGAAAUCGUCCCUACAGCUCUCCUCCCCUCGUCCGUCGACUCGCGCUCAGCUCCAGACCCAAGUCUCGUUCUCCUCAGUGUACGAGACAUCUCACGAGGACAUUGUGAUGAGGGCUCGCCACGAGGCCGAGGUGAUGCGAGCCAUUGCUGAUCUGAGGAAGGAGGGGCUGUGGUCUACCAGCAGACUGCCAAAGGUCCAGGAACCGGGCAGACGAAGAGCUCUCUGGGAUUUCCUUCUGGAAGAGAUGCAGUGGCUGGCCACCGACUUUGCCAACGAACGACGCUGGAAGAUAAACGCAGCGAAAAAGUUGUCACGGUCGAUGUUGAGACACCACCAGGAGCAGAGCACGCUGGCCCAGCGCUCUGAGAAGGAAGAGCUGCAGAGGCUGAAGAAGAUCGCCUCCACCAUCGCCAAGGAAGUCAAACACUUCUGGGAGAGUGUUCGCAAGAUUGUGGAGCUGAAACACCAGUCGCUACUGGAGGAGAAGAGGAAAGCAGCCAUGGACAUGCACCUCCAGUUCAUCGUGGACCAGACUCAGAAGUACUCAAACUGGUUGGUGCAGGGUAUGGGCGGGAACACUCCGUCGACCACGCCCUCUCUCGCCCCCUCCCUCACCUCCUCCUCCAUACUCUCAGAGACCGAGGUUUUCCCCCUCUCCUUGCCGCAGGAGGGAGGGGUGGACUACGGCACCGAGAUUCGUCAGUUGGAGGUGGAGGGUGAGAUGCCAAUCAUGGACCUCAUUGCUUCCCUUCCCUCUGAGAUCAUGUCUAUACCUCCUACCACCACCACCGGUCUUCAGGGAGCCAUGGAGGAGGAGGGGGGAGGGGAGAAAGAAGGGAAGGAGGGAGAAGGAGGAGAUGCAAGUCCAGAGAGAUCUGAAGAUCCUUCGCUGCCGGUCAAGAGAGUGACAAGGUCUCGUGCAGUGGCUGAUGCCAAGGAAGAGAGUAAGACAGUUGCUGACACAGCAUCAGUGGCAGGAGAGAAGGGGGAGGAGGGGGAGGGGGAGGUGGGGGAGGGUGUGAAGGGAGAGGGAGAGGAUAAGGACUACGAGAUGGAAAGAGAGGAGGAAGAGGAAGAUGAGACGACAAUUCAAGAACAGGAGAGACACGAGGAGGGAGAGGGAGAGGGGGAGGGGGGAGAGGAAGUCGACCACCAGGCCGAGAUCGAUGAGCUGAACAAAGAAAAUGAGCUGUCACUGGAGGAGCUACUGGGACUGUACGACCUCAAGAGAAGGUCGGCAACUCCAGACACCACUCUGGACGGAAGCAGUAAACCUGACACCUCAAUAGCAGGAUCAGAUGUAGGUGAGAGUGAAGAAGAGGAGGAGGAGGAGGAAGAUGAGGAGGAGGAGAAGGAGAAGGAGGAGGAGGGGAGACUGGAGAGGGAGCAGUGA
Geodia barretti is the source of this 2865-nucleotide messenger RNA. The record is from the annotation of a GenBank genome assembly. Lineage: Eukaryota; Metazoa; Porifera; Demospongiae; Tetractinellida; Geodiidae.